AUGGCGUUCGAUGCUCGGUUUGCCGUUGCUAGCACGGACGCUUUCGACUUCACACCUGCUUUCGAAGACGCCAUUCUCAGCAUUGUCCCCUCGUGCCUCUUUUUGGUGGUAGCUCUUCAGCGUCUCUUUUGGCUAGCAAGACAGCCUCGCAAGGUCGCUAAAAGCCUGCGGUCCUUUGGAAAAGGACUGAUCGGUAUAUACACAGCUCUCCAACUCGCAGUGUUGGUUUACUGGGCUCUGAAUACAGAAAAACGAUCUUUAUCUCACUUGCGAACGUCGGCUGCCGUGCUCGCGUUUGUCGAUGGAGUUGUGCUCUUAUUCUUGUCCCAUGCCGAGCACGCGCGCUCGGUGCGACCAUCGACCAUUAUCAAUGUGUAUCUUCUCUUCACUCUGCUGUUCGACUGCGUCGUCGUCAGAACUCUGUGGCUUGCUGGCCAUGACUCCGCUAUCUCGGGCCUCUUGACCUCAACGGUCGCGAUAAAGGUCUUCAUCUUGACUUCGGAAGCCUGGGAAAAGAGAUCUAUACUGCUUUCACAAUAUCAGAAUCUCUCACCAGAAGCAACUAGCGGCAUUCUCGCCCGAGGUGUCUUCUGGUGGCUGAAUUCAUUGAUGCGAACCGGGUUCAUUCGCUCCCUCACUUAUCAUGAUCUACUCCCCAUCUACGACACCCUCGCAGCACGAACCCUACUCCCACGAGUACGAAACGCAUUCGGCUCAUCAAACCAGUCCCACCGCCAUGCCUUGGCCUACUCCACGCUAUGGGCCACCAAGUACAUCUUCUUGGCUGGCGUUGCCCCUCGGCUUACAUUGGCAGCAUUCAAAUACACGUUGCCUUUCCUAAUUCACAGAACCACUUCUUGGCCGGCCGAUACAUCAGAAUCAGAUGCAGUUGGGUGGGGUCUAACCGGCGCAUGGCUGUUGGUCUUCCUCGGACGAGCGAUCUCAAAUGGCUUCUACUACCAGAUGACCUAUCGAUUCGUCACAUCCAUCCGCGGCAGUCUCUGCGGUUUACUGUACACCAAGACGUUGGAUCUCAGUAGCUCAGCUCUCGACGAGUCCGUAGCAGUAUCGCUAAUGUCCACGGACACCGAUAGUAUCUGCCAAAGCGCCGCGACCUUGCACGAGCUUUGGGCCUCGCCAAUUGAGUCUGCAGUCGCCAUUUUUCUCCUUUACAGACAGCUUGGUCUUGCUGCUCUGGCUCCAAUUGUUGUAGCAAUUCUUGCAACUGGAACCAUCUUUCAGCUUGCCCGGUUCAUUGGCAUAGCUAAGAAAAGGUGGAUGAGGGGCAUCCAAACGCGGGUUGAUGUCACGGCUUCCGCCCUCGCGUCCAUGAAGGAAGUGAAAAUGCUUGGUUUGUCAGAUAUCAUCUCAAGUAUGAUCCAAAAGCUCCGCGUAAGAGAGCUCGAUCUGUCAAAGCAAUAUCGCAGACUAUCUUUCAUACAAAUCUCUAUCGGUAAGUACAUGCAUGGGCUACGAUUUAUCCUCAUACUGUACAUUUUGACAUUUAAUCCCGUCGCUGCUGCUAACUCCUUUGGCCGAGCAGGUCUCAACACGGAAGCUGUUGCCCCUCUGGCAACCUUUGCAACUUUUGUGAUUAUUUCGAAGAGUAGUGGUCAGCCUCUGGAUACAGCAUCUGCCUAUACCUCGCUUUCUCUGAUAUACCUCUUGACCGACCCACUUGCUGUCGUUUUUCGCACCAUCCCAUCUGUCAGUGCCGCCCUUGCAUGCUUCUCCCGCAUCCAAAAUUACCUGUUGUCAGAAAGCUGCACCGAUUACAGACUGCCCUUGGGCGAUUUGGAAAAUCUUCCGAGUCAAAACAACGAGAAAGGCGAAACACUUGUGGCUAUAUCAGAAGCUAGCUUUGGCUGGGCUGCUGAUAAGCCGAGCAUUCUCAGCGAUAUUACACUUAAUAUCGACGGAUCUUGCUUUACCUUCAUCGUCGGACCCGUGGGCUCGGGCAAGAGCGCCCUCAUGCGAGCCAUUAUGGGCGAAGUGCCACUCCGAACGGGCUCCAUUCAUGCCAAUCUCGGCCACGUCGCGUUUUGUGGCCAAGAGCCCUGGAUCCAAAAUCUGACGAUGCGGCAAAAUAUCUUAGGUGGUGCCAACUAUGACGCAGAUUGGUACGAAAAGGUUGUCUUUGUCUGUGGUCUGGAGCAGGACAUUGGGGAUCUUCCCGGGGGCGAUGCAACGAGGGCUGGUAGUGCGGGCUUUUCGUUAAGUGGUGGCCAAAAGCAGCGGCUUGCCUUGGCCCGAGCUGUCUAUUCCCGGGAAAAGACAGUCUUCUUGGACGAUGUCUUUGCAGGCCAAGAUGCUGCCACCGAAGAACACAUUUUUCUGAAUCUUUUUGCUGAAUCGGGUCUUUUCCGGCAGAUGGGUACAACCGUGGUUUGCGUCACGAAUGCCAUCCAUAGGCUCGCCUAUGCUGAUCAUGUAGUCGCGUUGGGUACUGGUGGUCACAUUGUACACCAAGGCUCUUUCGCUCAACUGCAAUCCGAUACGGAUUAUUUACACGGCCUGGCAGUCGAACAGAACGGCGCCAUUGAGGCACGAGAUGCAACGAAUGAAUUGUUGCAGCGUCCGCGCCAGGCUGCACUCAACGGUCGAUCCAACGAAGCUGCAAACCAGAACAGCAGUGAUUCUGAGUCGCCUGGGCGAGUCCUCGGCGAGCUUGCCACAUACGCAUAUUACUUCAGUUCUGUCCCUGUAUGGCAAACCUUACUUUUCCUUACUCUCACGGUUCUUUAUGCUGGAGGCUUUCAGAUGACAUCCCUCGUACUGAGCUUCUGGACAGACGCUGCAGAGCAAUCCGGUCAAGACGGCCAUGACUACUACCUAGGGCUCUACGGGCUUCUCACUGGUCUCGCCGUGCUUGGCAUCACAGGGGCUGUUUACUUUUAUCUCAUUGUCAUGGUGGCUUUGAGCUCUGAGGUUCUACAUUCCCGGCUUCUCAACUCUGUGAUGAUGGCUCCAGUGGCCUUCUUUUCGCGCACUGACGUCGGUGUCACUACGAAUCGCUUCAGUCAGGACAUGUCUGUUAUCGAUACCGAGCUACCGUUCGCGCUUGCUGAUUUCUGUAUCGACCUUGCGUUGAUCAUCAUGUCUAUUGUCUUGAUGUGCGUCUUUUCCGGGUAUUUCGCAGUUGCACUCGUGCCCUUCGUCGCUUUCUGCUGGUUUUUGCAAAAGUUCUAUGUACGAACGUCUCAGCAGAUCCGACUAUUUGACCUCGAAGCCAAGUCCCCACUCUUCACACAGUUCCUCGAUCUCCUCCAGGGCCUGUCUACAGUGCGAGCAUUCGCAUGGGGGCCUCGCUUUAUCGAAAAAUAUUUGGACCUUCUCGAUGCCUCUCAAAGACCCUUUUACCUGCUAUUCUGCAUCCAGCGCUGGCUGGGUUUGGUUCUUGACCUGAUGACCGCCGUCCUGGUGACCAUCAUGAUGGUCUUGGUCGUGAAGCUACGGGAGCAGCUGGCCCCACAGUAUGUAGCCCUAGCCUUCGUGCAGAUCAUGUCGUUCGGUCAGUCCCUAGCACACGUCAUUCAAGCCUGGACGCAGCUUGAGACGUCGCUGGGUGCAGUCGCUCGCGUCAAGACUUUCUGUGCCGACACUGAGUCAGAGAAUCGACCUCUCGAAACUGGUUCUGUGCCCGAGAACUGGCCGAUGCAUGGAAAAAUUACCAUACAGGACCUGGUGGCCUCUUACGAUUCCAAAGUCGGUGCCGAGCCCGUUUUUCGCGGCCUAAACCUUGACAUUCCCGCUGGUUCCAAAGUCUGCAUUUGUGGCCGCAGCGGGAGUGGCAAGAGCUCACUGCUUGGCUGUAUCCUGCGCCUCCUCGAAGUCGGACCCGGCUCUCGUAUCAUGAUUGAUGACAUCGAUAUAACAACGCUGCCCCGGCAGACCGUGCGCGCUGCAGUGGCCGUUGUACCGCAGCAUCCUUUCUUCCUGAAGAAUACAAGCCUCCGCGAUAAUCUUGUCGCUCUUCGUCGACAGAGAUCUGAGCACCAGAAGCAGCAAACCGAAAACAAGAUUCACCGAGUCUUGCAACAGCUCAAAAUGGAUGACUUCGUGGAUCGUAUGGGUGGUUUAGACAGUGUACUGGAUGCCGAUCGGCUCUCCCAGGGCCAGCGCCAGCUUCUUUGCAUCGCGCGGGCUAUUCUGGCCGGCAAGCGAAUUAUCCUCAUAGAUGAGGCGAGCAGUAACGUCGACGAGCGGUCCGAGCAGCUCAUUAGGGAUGUCAUGCGCGAGCAUUUCGCCGGCUGUACCGUGAUAACUGUCGCUCAUCGCCUCGGUUCGGUUCUCGACUUUGAUCGUGUUGCUGUUAUGGGCAGCGGUCGAUUGUUGGAAUGGGAUGAUCCGCGUGUUCUCUUGGGGCAGGAUAGCGAGCUGAAGAGGCUUUGGGAUCUCGGGUCGAGUCAGAUGAGUGACUAA
Molecule: messenger RNA, 4422 nt
Organism: Penicillium olsonii
Lineage: Eukaryota; Fungi; Ascomycota; Eurotiomycetes; Eurotiales; Aspergillaceae
Source: the annotation of a GenBank genome assembly